AUGCAGCAAAAAAGGAAUCGCUUUCUUUUGGCCUUUUGUUUGGUUGUCAUGAUGAGCCUUUUUAUUGAAACGGUUCGAUCAUCAUCGUCGGGAGUUGUAUUAGAAUUAACUUCUCAAAAUUUUGCAAGUACAGUGGAAGCACCUUCAAAUCAUCAUCGAGUGUAUUUUGUAAAAUUCUUUGCUCCGUGGUGUGGGCAUUGCAAAAGAUUGGCACCAGUAUGGUCCGAAUUGGCCAAGGAGCUUGAAGACUCAUCAAUUCCUCAUUACAACAAUGUUCAAUUAGCAAAAAUUAAUUGUGAUGAACAUUCGGAUGUUUGUAGAAAAUUCUCCAUUAGAGGAUAUCCAACUCUCAAAUUAUUCGCCAACGGAAAGCCAGUUACUGAAUACUAUGGACAAAGAUCCAUUCCCAAAAUCAAAGGAUUUUUGGAUGAUGUAUUCUCAAAAUCUAAAAGCACUGGAAAGGUCGAAGACAUUAUUGAAGUCGACCUUGAAGCAAAAAUUAAGAACGAUCAUAGAAAUUGGGUAGUCAUGUUUUAUAAUCCUGAUAGCUCAUCCUUUAAUUCAUACAAUGAAAAAUUCACAGAGCUUGCAACACAAAACAAGGAUACAUUUAACUUCUUUGCUCGAGUGAAUUGCAACCAAGAGAUUGAAUUAUGUACAAAAAGAUUUGGUCUUGACACAAAAACUAAGCCAGUGGUGUUGUAUUUCACUGGCAAAGAUCGUAGCAUGUCUGUUUUCACCCAAGAUAUUUCCAAUCUUCAACAAUUUAUUGAAUCAGACCACACCAAACAAAAAGUUCCAGUGCCAGGCCCAGUUGACAACACUCCUACCAUUAUUCAUUUCUUAACUGAUCACCCUUACAUCAGUAUUGGUAUUGUCACCUUGUUCUGUGUUGCAAUUUUAGGAAUUUUCUUGGCUGUUGUUUGCAUGUCUGAUGACACUCCCGAGAGAAGAAGAUCAACAUCGGAUGCCACUUCCACAACAACACCUUCCGAAAGAACCACUAGUGAAGAAAGCAACAAGGAUGAACCCGAAUCACCACCAAGCACCACCAAUGAAACCACCAGUAACACAGGAAGUUUGAAAGAGAGAAAACCUCGUUCUUCCGAUCACUAUUAA
This is a messenger RNA of Naegleria fowleri, 1119 nucleotides long. RefSeq lists its product as uncharacterized. The record is from RefSeq and is a predicted model, not a curated record. Gene Ontology annotation, molecular function: protein disulfide isomerase activity. Bases 1 to 1119 code for a protein of 372 amino acids. Gene Ontology annotation, cellular component: endoplasmic reticulum. Gene Ontology annotation, biological process: protein folding. Lineage: Eukaryota; Heterolobosea; Eutetramitea; Acrasida; Naegleriidae. The transcript has a single exon.